GAGUUUAACCACCCUGGUUGAAAAUCUUGAUAUAGAUACAUACUACGCUAAAUUAUCCGGUGGUGAUAACUUAUUGAUUAUUUAUUUUCAAGGCAGGUAUCUCUUGAAAAAGGGAUAACAUACAUAGUAAAAUGUCCAGUAUGGGAGAUCAGCGUGGAACUAGAGUGUAUGUAGGCAAUCUGACUGACAAAGUUAAAAAGGACGAUCUCGAGGGAGAGUUCACAAAAUACGGCAAGCUGAAUUCAGUUUGGAUUGCAUUCAACCCCCCGGGCUUCGCCUUUGUGGAGUUUGAGCACCGCGACGAUGCCGAGAAGGCAUGCGACAUACUUAAUGGCUCCGAGCUGUUGGGCUCCCAGCUCCGUGUGGAGAUUUCCAAGGGCCGCCCGCGUCAAGGUAGGCGUGGUGGAGGCUCCGUAGAACGCGGACGACGCGGUGACUUUGGCAAGCACAGUGCGACCGGUGGCAGCAGCAGCGGCAGCUUUAAUCGCCGCGAGGUGUACUUCAACCGACGAGAGGUGUACGGCGGGGGACGGGACAGCAGCCGCAGAGACGGAAGUAGCAGCGGCAGCUCCAAUCGCCGCGAGGUGUACAGCGGGGGACGGGACAGCAGCCGUUAUAGCAGCGCCAGCUACGGCCGUAGUGGUGGACAAGGAGCUGGACGCUUCCGUUCCCGUUCGCCAGCUAUAUAUCCUCGAUUCUAAUAACAACACCACGACUCAUAGUUGCUUAAGGCUUACAUAUGAGUAAAGAAUAAUAAAUAAUAACUUAAGUGCGACCGCAAAAAGUACACCCUCGAAAUAUUUAAAAUUGUAGCAUUUGAUCGUAUUCGAUCAACAAAAACCAUCAAACAAAAACUGAUAGUCGUCGUUUCUUCAUUAUUUAUUUAACGAAUUGCGGGUAAAGUGUGUAAACAUUUCGCCCAUAAAAAUGACAAUUGCAAGCACCUAAAAUUUAAGUUAUUUAAAGUAGAUAACUUAGUAAGAAAAAGCCUACGUUAAGACUCGAACUACAUACGUCGAAACCAAAUUCUAGAAGUACGCAAUUUUAAUAAAGGAAAUGCGUCAAAGUUUUCGUAUACGUACUCAAGCUUUCGCAAAAUAAUUGGUCAAACAAUGACAAGAUUUCUCUAAGCAAUUAA
This is a messenger RNA of Drosophila serrata, 1138 nucleotides long. It is a transcript of the gene Rsf1, whose product is annotated as Repressor splicing factor 1. Lineage: Eukaryota; Metazoa; Arthropoda; Insecta; Diptera; Drosophilidae. Gene Ontology annotation, molecular function: RNA binding. The record is from RefSeq and is a predicted model, not a curated record.